GAGACGCGCCCUAAACGGAUUCUCCGGUACACAUUAGUUCGUGGCUUGAUUGGUUGUCGGGUCGCGUCUCAGAGCCGGUUUCAGCACUACAGUGAAUGGGAACAGCUCUCAUCUGGCUUGUCUCAGCUUCCUGGCAGCCCGGAGAUCCGCGCGCGCGUUAACCAGAGUGAAUCUGCGUGCAAGUCGGACCGCAUGCUGGAGCCUGAGCUCGUCACGGAGUCACUCGCGGCCGCCGAAGCUCGCAGCACCGUGCGCCGGCUCUGACGCGUGAUGGCGGAGUGCGGGCGGAGGGCGCUGUCGCUGCUCGAGGCGGCCCGCUCGCGCUACGAGAGCCUGCAGAUUUCGGACGACGUGUUCGGCGAGUCGGGAGACGACAGCAGCGAGAACCCGUUUUACAGCACCACAGGGGACUCGAACUCGGACAGCUGUGCGGAGGCGAGCGACAGAGCCAGCGGUGCAGGGGCCGGCGGAGGCGCGCGCGCUCCUCAAGGCUCGGCCUGUACUGGAGCUGCGGAGCUGAAGGAGGGAGAGGAGGAGGACGGAUGGAACGAUGCCCUACAGGACACCGACACCCCCCACUAUAAAGACACUCACGGUCCCACACAGAAAAUGCCAGCCACUGCCACAGCCAUGGAUUUCUUCCAGCUCUUUGUACCUGAUAAUGUUAUUCAGAACAUGGUGACUCAGACCAACAUGUAUGCUAAGAAGUACCAGGAACGCUUUGGCAGUGAUGAAGGCUGGACCAACGUGACGCCGGCUGAGAUGAAAGCCUUCCUAGGCUUUGUGAUCUCCACCAGUGUGCACCACUGCGAAUCCGUCCUGAGCAUCUGGAGCAGCGGCUUCUUCAGCAACCGCAGCAUAGCACUCAAAAUGAGCCAAGCACGCUUCGAGAAGAUCCUUAAGUACUUCCAUAUUGUGGCCUUCCGUUCAAGCCAAGGUGGUAACCAGGGCCUUUACAAGAUCCAGCCCUUCCUGGAUUCACUGCAGCAGAGCUUCAGCUGUACCUUCCGGCCCUCGCAAACACAGGUGCUGCAUGAGCCCCUGAUCGAUGAGGACCCUGUGUUCAUCACCACAUGUACAGAGAGGGAGCUGCGCAAGAGGAAGAAGAGGAAGUUCAGCCUGUGGGUGCGACAGUGCAGUUCCACUGGCUUCAUCUGUCAGAUUUAUGUACAUCUGAAGGAGGGCUCUGGUCCAGACGGACUCGACACACUGAAAAACAAACCGCAGCUCCACAGCCUGGUGGCCAGGCAGCUCUGCCAAAAUCUGUCUGGACGCAACGCCAUCAUUUUCACGGGCCCCAGCAUCACCAGUCUCAGCCUGUUCCAGGAGUUUGAGAAUCAGGAUAUCUACUGCUGUGGGCUGCUAAGCACCAGGAAGAGUGACUGCACCGGUCUGCCUGCGUCCAUGCUGCGUAACCCUGAGGGCCCUCAGCAGCGCGGCCAUUCCCACAUCAAGAUGAAGGGCAACAUGUCGCUCAUCAGCUGGUACAACAAGGGCAACUUCCGAUUCCUUUCCAACGCUUAUUCACCCAUCAAGCAAGGUGUGAUCAUUAAGAGGAAGAGCGGAGAAAUCCCAUGUCCUCUGGCUGUAGAAGCUUUCGCCGCACAUCUGAGCUACAUCUGCAAAUAUGACGACAAGUACAGCAAGUACUUCAUUUUUCACAAACCUAACAAGACGUGGCAGCAGGUCUUCUGGCUCACCAUCAGUAUCGCCAUCAACAACGCCUACAUCCUGUACAAGAUGUCAGACGCCUAUCACGUCAAACGCUACAGUCGUGCCCAGUUCGGCGAGAGGCUCAUCAAGGAGCUACUGGACUUGGAUGACUGCUCACCUACAGAGUGAAGUGACCGCAUGCUGUCCAACACACACACACAUGCAUCCAUCCACUCACUCCCACACACACACCCAAUCAGGCAUAGACAGUGACAGCCAUCCCAGGGCUGUUCGGAUCACGAUAAUGACGUUUCCACACCUUUUAUCUGUGACGAAUCAAAGCUGUGCCAAGUGUAUUGAAAGAAAAAAAAAAAUCAGCAGUCCUCACAGUCUCUCCAUGAUCAGCCUCCGUCAUCCUGUACGCCACAGGACCCUGUAUAUAAGUCAUCUGACUGUCUGUGUGUCCUCCUGCUGCAUGAUGACCGUGAGUGUACGACCCUGUAAAUGUGUAAUGAUUUUUAUGACAGUGUUUAUGUAGUUUGAACCCUGUGGUAAACCGUUUUGUGGAUUUGCUCCUGUGUGUCGCAAGAACAACAUGCAGCACUGAUUAAUAAUAAUAAUAAUAAUAAAUAUACACAGCGAUGAACAUUCCUAUCCCUAAGUGGAAAUAAAGAAUGUAGUGUCCUAUA
This is a messenger RNA of Neoarius graeffei (lesser salmon catfish), 2342 nucleotides long. RefSeq names its product piggyBac transposable element derived 5 (gene pgbd5). Gene Ontology annotation, biological process: non-replicative DNA transposition. The record is from RefSeq and is a predicted model, not a curated record. Lineage: Eukaryota; Metazoa; Chordata; Actinopteri; Siluriformes; Ariidae. The coding region runs from base 271 to 1842 and encodes 523 amino acids. Gene Ontology annotation, molecular function: transposase activity. The transcript has 7 exons. Gene Ontology annotation, cellular component: nucleus.